Molecule: messenger RNA, 2325 nt
Organism: Diospyros lotus (date-plum)
Lineage: Eukaryota; Viridiplantae; Streptophyta; Magnoliopsida; Ericales; Ebenaceae
Product: origin of replication complex subunit 5
Exons: 4
Coding region: 311-1930 (539 amino acids)
Biological process (GO): DNA replication; DNA replication initiation
Cellular component (GO): nuclear origin of replication recognition complex; nucleus
Molecular function (GO): DNA replication origin binding
Source: RefSeq, a predicted model, not a curated record
AUGUGAAUUGUGAUGUGAUUCUUGCAGAGAUUCCGGAGAAUAUAUCCGGUGACUCGCCGGCGAAAUUUUCCGAUCAGGUGCUCUUUAACCUUCACUUUCCUUUCUCUUUCUCCUCAUCGUCGAGUUUAUAUGUGCUUAAGAAGAGAUUCGUUAAUUUUUGUGUUUGCUUUCGCUUGCCGAUUUGUCACUUUGCAAACUUAAAAGUCGAUUAGAAAGUGUUUUCAAGGGUUUAGUUGAUCGGACGUGUUCAACGCGGCUAAUAAGGGUCCUAUAUCUGCCGGGAGUUUGUUUUUUUUACAUUUUUGGAGACAUGUGCCCAGAGGAAAGUCCACAGGUUACCAGAAGAACGACAAGAUUAUCCGCUUCGUCCAGCCCCAAUUUGAAUACUCCUGCUAGAGCCACAAAAACUAGUAAAUCCUUGCCUCUGACUCUCAAUAAUCUCGUGUUUGGAGACGAGCCCUUGAGCUUGGAUGAUUUGAUUUCUAGUUUUCCCGGUAGGCGCAUGCAGAUUCUUGAAUUUAUAGGCCUUCUGGGUCCCGUGAAUUCUCCAUUAAUUCCUCUGUUUAUAUACGGAAGUGCUUCAACGGGGAAAACAAGUGCAGUUCUUCAAAUUUUUAGACACUUGAAAAGGCCCUUCGUGUACUCAAGUUGUCUCUCUUGCUACAGUCCUCGGAUUUUGUUUGAAUCCAUAUUGAAUCAGCUGUUGCUUCAUAGGAAAGUUGAAGGGAAUGGUUACUCAAGUGCAAAGCGCUGUGAAAGGCCAUCUGAUUUUGUUAAUCUUUUAAGGGGUGCUUUGUUGAGUGUUGUAAAUAGUCUCCAGGGAUGUACUGGAAAGCCAAGCUCAAAGAAGAUAACAGGAGAGAUUAAUGGAAAUAUGGUUUACUUGAUUAUUGACAACCUUGAGCUUGUGCGGGAAUGGGAUAAGAGUGCUAAUAUAUUGCCUUUUCUGUUUAAGCUCUAUGAUAUUCUGAAGAUGCCUGAAGUGGGAUUCAUUUUUAUUAGUAAAAGUCCACCUGAUACAUAUUACUCAGACACAGGUUAUAUAGAGCCAAUCCCUAUUUAUUUUUCCGACUACACAGAAGAUGAGAUUCGUCAAAUCUUGAUCAGGAAUCAAGGAAACCGAAAGCUUUAUUCUUCUUUUCUUGAUGUGGUGUUGAGGCCAUUCUGUAGAAUUACGCGGCGGCUUGAGGAGCUAUCAGUUGCCUUUUCACCAUUGUUUAAGAAGUAUUGUGAACCUUUAAGUGAGUUAGGAGUUGCUCCUAAUGAAGAAACAAAGAGAAGAUUGUUUAGUCAUCUUCAACCGCACGUAGUGCCUUCCCUGAAUGAGAUAUACAGGGUUUCGUCCCAUCCCUGCUCUGGAAUUGAAAUGAGAAAGGAAAAGGCAAAACAGAAGGAUAAAAUGCAGAAAUUGGGAGGUUCUCAAGCAUUUGAUGAAAUAGAUUUCCAUAUGUCUACUUCUGCCAAGUAUCUUUUAAUAUCUGCCUUUCUUGCUUCAAGAAACCCUGCCACCCUUGAUGCGUCAUUCUUUGACUCAACUGGGGGCUCUGAUAAUCGAAAGCGUAAGAGAAAGAGUUCCGAAAAAUCCAUGGAACACAAGGAAAUUGCAGAACAACAAUCUAUUGCAAAGGGACCAGGAACUUUCCCGUUAGAGAGGCUGUUAGCCAUUUUUCAGUGUAUCACAUCUGUAGCUGAAUGUUCCCUUGAUGAUGAAGGAAGUAACGGAUUAAAUAUGGAAAGUGUAGAUAAUGGACUUAUGUCUGAUGUUCUCUUGCAACUAUCUAGUCUAUGCAAUGUCAAUUUUAUCAGCAAAGGAGGAAGCUGUCCGUUAGAAGGCUCAACUCGGUACCGAUCGAUGGUAUCUGAAGAAAUAGCUUUGAAGGUAGCAAGAAGCCUGAAGUUUCCUUUGUCCAAGUAUUUAUACAGAAGAUAGUUUGUGAUGGAAAAGCUUCUUGUUCCGUAUUCUUCAAAGUUUUUGAAGUUCCUUUUGAAGCAAACUUGAGAUCAAAGAGAUCAUAUUGUCUUUACAUGAGAAGCGUUGGAUGCACAAUCAGCAGCACUAAGUGGAAGUAGCUGGCAGCAGUGUCCAUCAGUUAGACAUCAGACUGAAAUAGGCUGGCAGAGAUCUUGUUUGGUGAUAAAAGUCAACCAUGUGGUUGAUGUGUGGCCAAGAGUGAAUGUAGUAUAUUUUGACCUUGCCUUCUUGCCAUUUUAAGUGAGUUUACCAGGGAGCUUAACAAUAUAUGGUUAUUGUUUUCCUACAUUUUCUCAUAAUUGUAAUUCUUCAAAUAUUUUCAAUGCAAUGCAUGUUCUUCACUUUUGAAGCUU